Molecule: messenger RNA, 876 nt
Organism: Cylicocyclus nassatus
Lineage: Eukaryota; Metazoa; Nematoda; Chromadorea; Rhabditida; Strongylidae
Source: the annotation of a GenBank genome assembly
AUGGUUUUCACUACAAUCUACGAGAUUUGUGAUGCCGUUGUAAGCAACUUCGGACCACGACGACUGAAAAAACCUAGGGAUAUAGCUGGGCAGGUUGUCCUCAUUACCGGUGCUGCUAAUGGACUUGGACGUCAGAUAGCCGUAAAAUUUGCUACGAAGGGUUGCAGAUUAGUGCUCUGGGAUAUCGAUGAAGAGGGCAACGAGGAAACGAGGAAAAUCUGCAAAGAAAUUGGAGCAGAGGCUCACAGUUAUCGCGUAGACAUGUCCGAUCGGCAAUCAAUCUACCAGUUUGCAUCCACCGUAACCUCCGAUGUUGGCCCUGUUGAUAUACUUAUCAACAAUGCUGGUCUACUACGAGAUGGUGGAGACUUUCUGGACAAAUGUGAUGAAUUUAUCGAAAAAACUGUACGAAUAAAUAUGCUGGCUCAUAUUUGGAUGGCAAAAGCUUUUCUACCGCAAAUGAUUGAACGGAACGUUGGACAUAUAGUAUGCAUUUGUUCACUUGGAGGGAUUGUUGGAGCUAAAGAUAUCAUCGACUACUCAGCGUCAAAAUUCGGCGCAUUUGGAUUCCAGGAAGCCUUAGAAAAUGAGAUGUUUCAUCGCGGCCAUAACAUUAAUUUCACAACCGUUUGUCCAUCAUAUAUCCGUACGAAUAUGUGCAAUAAUAUUCCGCUUUCCCGAAGAACAGAAUUUAUGUCACCUCAGUACGUCGCCGAAGAAGUUGUAUACGCAAUUCUCACAAGCAAGAGGAUUUUGCUGCUGCCUAAAUCAACAUACUUUCUUUACGCACUGAAGGGACUGAUUCCACGACGAACAUUCCAACGACUGCUGCUUUUUGCGCAAAAAUCACACGAGAUCAGUUUACGUAACAGAUAA